This is a messenger RNA of Peromyscus eremicus (cactus mouse), 1515 nucleotides long. RefSeq names its product zinc finger protein 431-like. Gene Ontology annotation, biological process: regulation of cytokine production; negative regulation of transcription by RNA polymerase II; regulation of immune system process. The record is from RefSeq and is a predicted model, not a curated record. The transcript is spliced from 5 exons. The coding region runs from base 1 to 1515 and encodes 504 amino acids. Lineage: Eukaryota; Metazoa; Chordata; Mammalia; Rodentia; Cricetidae.
AUGGAUCCUUCACAGAGGAAUCUCUACAAAGGUGUGAUGCUGGAGACUUAUAUGAACCUCACUGCUAUAGGCUACAACUGGGAAAAUCUUGAAGUUGAAGAACAUUGUCAAAGUUCUCAAAAACAUGGAAGGCAUGAAAGAAGUCAUACUACAGAGAAAUCAUAUGAAUAUAUUGAGUGUGGUAAAUCCUUUGAAUAUCAUAGUCAUCCUCAAAGGCAUGAAAAAACACAUACUGGAGAGAAACCCUAUGAAUAUAAUCAUUAUGGUAAAGCCUUUGCACACCCCACUCAUCUUCAAGUACAUAAAAGAACACAUACCAGAGAGAAACCCUAUGAAUGUAAUCAAUGUGGUAAAGCCUUUACACAGCCAUAUAAUCUUCAAAUACACAAAAGAACACAUACAGGAGAGAAACCCUAUAAAUGUAAUCGGUGUGGUAAAGCCUUUGUUCAACACAGUGCUCUUUAUCUGCAUGCAAGAACACAUACUGGAGAGAAACCCUAUGAAUGUAAACAGUGUGGUAAAGCCUUUGCUCAUAACAGUUCUCUGCAAAGGCAUAAAAGAACACAUACUGGAGAGAAACCCCAUGAAUGUAAUCAGUGUGGUAAAGCCUUUGCUCAACACAGUGCUCUUCAAAGUCAUGAAAGAACACAUACUGGAGAGAAACCCUAUGAAUGUAAACAAUGUGGUAAAGCUUUUGUACAUUUCAGUUAUCUUCAAGUACAUAAAAGAACACAUACUGGAGAGAAACCCUAUGAAUGUGCUCAAUGUGGUAAAGCUUUUGUACAAUCCAGUCAUCUUCAAGUACAUAAAAGAACACAUACUGGAGAGAAACCCUAUGAAUGUAAUCAAUGUGGUAAAGCCUUUACACAGCCAUGUAAUCUUCAAGUACACAAAAGAACACAUACAGGAGAGAAACCCUAUAAAUGUUAUCAAUGUGGUAAGGCCUUUGCUCAACAUAGUGCUCUUCAAUUGAAUCAAACAACACAUACUGGAGAGAAACUGUAUAAAUGUAAUCAGUGUGGUAAAGCCUUUGCUCGACAGAGUGAUCUUCAAAGGCAUGAAAGAACACAUACUGGAGAGAAACCCCAUGAAUGUAAUCAGUGUGGUAAAGCCUUUGCUCAACACAGUGAUCUUCAAAGGCAUGAAAGAACACAUACUGGAGAGAAACCCUAUGAAUGCAAUCAAUGUGGUAAAGCCUUUACACAGUCAUAUAAUCUUCAAGUACACAAAAGAACAUAUACAGGAGAGAAACCCUAUAAAUGUAAUCAGUGUGGUAAAGCCUUUGCUUGUCACUAUCACCUUCAAAGGCAUGAAAGAAUACAUACUGGAGAGAAACACUAUGAAUGUAAACAAUGCGGUAAAACCUUUGCACAGCCUAGUUAUCUUCAAGUACAUAAAAGAACACACAUGGGAGAAAAACCCUAUGAAUGUAAACAAUGUGUUAAAGCCCUUGUAUGUAAUAGUGAUCUUCAAAGGCAUUCAAAAACACAUACUGGAGGGAAACUCUAUGAAUAG